AGGAGUGUUUACUACCUGGGAGCUCUGAGCUGUAUCUUUGAGAGGGUCCCACGGCUGGUUCAUGGAGCCUCUAAGAUUGGAGGAGCUUCUUCUGGGUGUCUUGUGGCUGCAGCUUUGGUUGUUGGGAUUCCCAUUGGAAAUGGAUCUGGCCUAAUGGAUGUGGAUCUCCUUGGAGUAUCAGGAGAGGAGGGCGGAACUUUCUUCCAAGCAGGAAAGGGCCAACCAAACCUGUGGGCAGUGCCAACUCCCCACAUGACAUCAUGAGGGGAAAUCUGAGAAUGGCUUGUUUUAGCACAAAUUUUCUGAAAGAAGAGUUCUUUGCAGAUGUUUUGACCACCGCCAAAAAGGCAAGAAAACACACUCUAGGAGUUUUCCACCCAACCUUCAGUCUGCUGCAGACAGCAAAGGACUUCUUGCAGCAGAAGCUUCCAGAAGAUGCCCAUCUUAAAUCCUCUGGGAGGCUCUGUGUGUCCCUGACCAGAAUAUCUGACAGGAAGAAUGUGCUGGUGUCAGAGUUUGAGAGCAGAGAGGAGCUCAUACAGGUUCUGGCAUGCAGCUGCUUUUUUCCUUGCUACAGUGCUUUCAUCCCACCUUCAUACCGAGGAGUGUACUACAUGGAUGGAGCCCUGAGCAACAACAUGCCGCUGUUCGAGCACAGAAACACCAUCACUAUGGCUCCAUUCUCAGGAGAGAGUGACAUCUGUCCCAGAGAGGGAACAUUCAACUUCUUUGAGGCAACCUUUGGAAACGUGAGCAUCCAGGUCAACACUGGCAACGUGCACCGAGUCUGCACGUCCUUCCUGCCUCCAAAACCUGAGAAGCUUGCAGAGAUCUGCCAUAACGGUUACAUGGACGCUCUUCAUUUCCUGAGAGAAAGAGAUUUGCUUGAAACACAGAAUCUUCAGCCAAGUUUGGAGGAGAUGGACACAGUCGCACCAUGUUUUUGUGAGCCGAUGGAGUCAGAGGAGACAGCGAUGAAUGAAAAAUACUGUCACAAGAAUGAUCAGUGUUGGCUGAAUCUGAAAGUCAUCAAAAAUCUACCUUUGAGCUUCAAGAAAGUGCUGCAUGAGGCGUGCAGGCACAGUCAUGAUGGCAGCUCUCAGCUCUCUGAAUUUCCUCCAGUGAGGAUGUUUUUGUCUCUGCUGACUCUGCUGCUGCUCCCCAUCGAGCUGCUUUACCUACUUGCCAAAAGAAUGCUGACAUUGAUGGCAGAGCUCUGCAGGAGGAUAUGGAGCAGAAAAAGCAGCUCCUCUCACUCAGACAUGAGGACACAGACGGUAGGAGACGGAAACUUUGAACCUUUGACACCACAAGUCUCUACAAACUCCAACAUAACUCUUCAUAUGGACAACAACGGUAACAUGGAGCAGUUAUCCCUCACAAUCACCUCUACAACUCCAGACAAAGCCCUGAAGCCAAACACAUCUCCUAACGGCACGUCGACUCUAAAGCAGAGAUGUAAACGGAUCAACAGUAAACCGAGCAGGAUAAAGGACUGUUGAACAUUUUAAACAUGGUUUACAACAUUCAAGACUUUCUUUAACUGCCAUAGAGCAGCUACAUUUCUACUGUAUUUAUACCUUUUUUUCUUGUAAAAAAACUUUAAACUGUGAUUGCUUUUUUCUGAAAGAUGCUACAUAAAUAAAGUGAUGUCAUGAUCAGGAUUUAAAAAAUACCACAGCUGAACCAUUAUAAAGUCAUUCACAGUGAAUAAAAUCUUUUCAGGUUUGUUCAAUGUA
Molecule: messenger RNA, 1739 nt
Organism: Cheilinus undulatus (humphead wrasse)
Lineage: Eukaryota; Metazoa; Chordata; Actinopteri; Labriformes; Labridae
Product: patatin-like phospholipase domain-containing protein 2
Exons: 10
Coding region: 261-1502 (413 amino acids)
Biological process (GO): lipid homeostasis; triglyceride catabolic process
Cellular component (GO): cytoplasm; membrane; lipid droplet
Molecular function (GO): triacylglycerol lipase activity
Source: RefSeq, a predicted model, not a curated record